AUGUCACAAAAUUCUCUAAAUAAUCCUCUAAUAUAAAGAUAAGCAGAAGUUAGCUAGAAAAGUUGUGUAAAAAGAGCUUUUUAAUGCAUAUUCCCUUGUUUCAAUAAUACUUCUACUAAUAAUCAAAAUUAAAAUUAGAAUAACUAAUAAUAACACUUUGAAAAUUAAAAUAAUUCUUAAUAAGCAUAAGUUAAUGCUUCCACUGGGUAAGAUAAUAAUAUAUUAGGGUCUCCUGAUUAGCUUUAACCAAGCAAUUAACAAUCUUUUUCUACAAUUACUUCUAAUCCUUAAAUAAAUCAUGAAAAUCAACUAGAUAGCUAAUCUCAACUAAAACAAAUAAUAUAUUUAAAUUAAAUUUCUGUGGAAUAAAAUAAAUCAAUAUAUAAUGAAUAAAGUAUAAAGAGCUAGCAUUAAGAUAAUAUAAACAAAUCGGAUUUGUAAAGCAGCGUAAGAGUAGAGAUAGAUUCGAGUAUUUCAUCAAAUCAACAAUCAUUCUAGUAGAAUAAUAUGAACAAAUAAAUAGAUUCUUCAUCUAAAUAGUCAUAUUAGGUUUCAAUAAGUCAGUCUGAUCAAAAUAUAUAAAAAGACUUAUCUGAGAAUAAGUAAGAUGGUACAGAUUAAGGCCCUAAUUUUUAGGAAAAUAAAGAUUGUUAGUAAAGGGCAUCAAGAAAUGAGAGUUAGAAAGAUAGUGUAGACUAAAUUAAUUUAUAGAGUGAAUUUAGAAAAUAACAGAGCACAUAAAAUUUUUAAUGUGGGUCUCCAAUCAACUUAAAUGCAAGUGAUCUUCGUUUUUAGAGUAAUUCAAAUUGCGAGAAAAGAGAGUCAUAAAAAUUAAGUAAACAAGAUAUUGUUUAAAGAAGUUCAUCAAAUUAUAGUAUUGGUUGUAAUGAUAUGCUAAAAAGGAGGGAUACUAAUUAAACUCAAAGUUCGUUUACUGAAAUUUAUGAAUUUAAUGAUCCCAAAUAUGAAAAAUAAUAAGGCAAAUUAGAUACCGAGACUUAAAUAAAAUGA
Tetrahymena thermophila SB210 is the source of this 1011-nucleotide messenger RNA. RefSeq lists its product as hypothetical. NCBI's taxonomy places the organism in Eukaryota, Ciliophora, Oligohymenophorea, Hymenostomatida, Tetrahymenidae. The transcript has a single exon. The record is from RefSeq and is a predicted model, not a curated record.